AUGUUUCACCUGGUUUAUCCUGCAGAGCAGCCAGCAGACCUAGCCUACACGACCGGAUGGCGAGAGCUCGAAUGUGACGAGUUCAUUCAAGAACUCAAAGCUUUCACAUCAACAGAAACGCGCUCUGCUGUUCAUUCGGAAUUCUUCCUCCUGCUCGAUAUCGACUUGAGCCCCAGCGUCAACUUGAGAACCUCAUUCAUCGAAUAUGCAAACGAAAAUGAUCUUUCGGAGAAAGAUGACGACCUUGUUGUCUAUGUUUUGCCUGCGUUUGAACAAAAACCGGACAUGAAAGUUCCAGAAGAUAAAGCGCAGCUAAUCAAAGAGAUCGAAAAUGGAAACAUUCGUCCCUUCCACAAUGAGACUUGUUUUCCAUGUCACAGGCCAGAGAAAUACGAGCAGUGGAAAACUAUGAACGGAGAAUUUAUCGCAUUUGAAGCACCCUGGGAAGAAGCUUGGGAGCCCUUUUACGUCGGCAGGAGAAAUCUUCCGUACUAUGAUGAGCGCUUCAAAGGAUUCGGAUUCGACCGGAUCCAACAAGUUUGUGAGCUGUACGUCGCCGGGUACACAAUGAAAGUGCUCUCUGAAUCUUUCGUCGUCCACGAUGACUGGAAGCGGCCCGCACUUGGCGGAGAAACAACGCCUAAAGAUAGCUUCAACUGGUAUCUUUUCAAUUAUCAUUUCAAAGAUGAGCUGCAGAGAAAAUACAACACUUCCAAGACUUGCAGCCCCCUUCCUCAAGAUAGUCAAAUGACUGGACCUCGGCAAGGAAAGCCGUUAAAUGAUAGAAAGGCAAAUGACGACUUUAAUCGAUACCAGAUCCAGCAGAAUAUGAUGGGCAAGCCAGUUGCCAUCAAGAACGAGCCACCGUUCACCAUGGAUGUGCCGUCAAAUCCACUGGCACUGCUGCCAAACCACGACCAUCGCAAGUUGAAGGUGCUCAAGUCACACAUUCGAACCUAUACGCAUGAUGAGCUGAAAGAAAUUUACCAAAAGGGUCUAUCCAACGACGGAAUCAUGAAAGAGUUCCGCGUGCCCAAAGACGACGACCUGACUUGGGAAUUCGACAAUUAA
Oikopleura dioica is the source of this 1071-nucleotide messenger RNA. The record is from the annotation of a GenBank genome assembly. NCBI's taxonomy places the organism in Eukaryota, Metazoa, Chordata, Appendicularia, Copelata, Oikopleuridae.